This is a messenger RNA of Neofelis nebulosa (Clouded leopard), 2647 nucleotides long. It is a transcript of the gene DTNB, whose product is annotated as dystrobrevin beta. Bases 2 to 1915 code for a protein of 637 amino acids. Gene Ontology annotation, cellular component: synapse; plasma membrane. Gene Ontology annotation, biological process: synaptic signaling. Lineage: Eukaryota; Metazoa; Chordata; Mammalia; Carnivora; Felidae. The transcript is spliced from 19 exons. Gene Ontology annotation, molecular function: zinc ion binding. The record is from RefSeq and is a predicted model, not a curated record.
GAUGAUUGAGGAAAGUGGGAACAAGCGGAAGACCAUGGCAGAGAAGAGGCAGCUGUUCAUAGAAAUGCGUGCUCAGAAUUUUGAUGUCAUACGACUAUCAACUUAUAGAACAGCUUGCAAAUUACGAUUUGUACAAAAGCGAUGCAACCUCCAUCUUGUUGAUAUCUGGAACAUGAUUGAAGCCUUCCGAGACAAUGGCCUUAAUACACUGGACCAUACCACUGAGAUCAGUGUGUCCCGACUCGAAACUGUCAUCUCCUCUGUCUACUACCAGCUGAAUAAGCGCCUUCCUUCUACUCACCAAAUCAGUGUGGAGCAGUCGAUCAGCCUCCUCCUCAACUUUAUGAUUGCUGCAUAUGACAGUGAGGGCCGAGGCAAGUUGACCGUAUUUUCAGUUAAAGCUAUGUUAGCAACGAUGUGUGGUGGAAAAAUGCUGGACAAAUUGAGAUAUGUUUUCUCCCAGAUGUCAGAUUCCAAUGGCUUAAUGAUAUUUAGCAAGUUUGACCAGUUUCUGAAGGAAGUUCUGAAGCUCCCAACAGCUGUCUUUGAAGGGCCAUCUUUUGGUUACACAGAGCACUCAGUCCGCACCUGUUUUCCACAGCAGAAAAAGAUCAUGCUAAAUAUGUUUUUAGACACAAUGAUGGCCGAUCCUCCCCCCCAGUGCCUUGUCUGGCUACCUCUCAUGCAUAGGCUUGCCCAUGUUGAGAAUGUCUUCCACCCCGUGGAGUGCUCCUAUUGCCGGUGUGAGAGUAUGAUGGGCUUCCGGUACCGAUGCCAGCAGUGCCACAACUACCAGCUCUGCCAAAACUGCUUUUGGCGUGGCCACGCCAGCGGCCCUCACAGCAACCAACACCAGAUGAAGGAGCACUCCUCCUGGAAAUCCCCUGCAAAGAAGCUGAGCCAUGCAAUUAGUAAAUCUUUGGGGUGUGUACCCACCAGAGAACCCCCACAUCCUGUUUUUCCUGAGCAACCCGAGAAACCACUUGACCUUGCAAAUAUAGUUCCUCCUCGUCCUCUGGCCAACAUGAACGACACCAUGGUGAGCCACCUGUCCUCUGGGGUGCCCACCCCCACCAAGAGGUUACAGUAUAGCCAGGAUAUACCCAGUCACUUGGCCGAUGAGCAUGCGCUGAUAGCCUCCUAUGUGGCCCGUCUGCAACACUGUGCACGUGUCCUGGACAGUCCUAGCCGACUGGAUGAGGAACACCGGCUUAUAGCUCGCUAUGCUGCCCGGCUGGCUGCAGAAGCAGGAAACGUGACUCAAGUUAUGGCUUUGGAGGAGGAGGAGGAGAAAGAGGAGACCCGUCCUCCUACUGACUUGAGCUUUAACUUUGAUGCCAACAAACAACAAAGACAGCUUAUUGCAGAACUGGAAAACAAAAACAGGGAGAUCUUGCAAGAGAUUCAGCGUCUCCGUCUGGAGCAUGAGCAGGCUUCCCAGCCCACCCCCGAGAAGGCCCAGCAGAACCCCACAUUGCUGGCUGAGCUGCGGCUGCUGAGGCAAAGGAAAGAUGAACUGGAGCAGAGAAUGUCGGCGCUGCAGGAGAGCAGGCGCGAGCUGAUGGUUCAGCUGGAGGGGCUGAUGAAGCUGCUGAAGGAGGAAGAGCAAAAGCAGGCAGCUCAGGCCACAGGAUCACCACAUACAUCCCCCACUCAUGGAGGCGGCCGCCCGAUGCCCAUGCCUGUCCGCUCAACGUCUGCUGGCUCCACCCCCACCCACUGUCCGCAAGACCCACUGAGCGGAGUCGGGGGAGACAUGCAGGAGGCCUUUGCACAAGGUACGAGGAGAAACCUCCGCAGUGACCUGCUGGUGGCCGCUGAUUCCAUCACCAACACCAUGUCAUCCCUGGUGAAGGAGCUCCACUCAGGAACACACUGGACGUCUUGGCCCAGGGAGCCUCUCUGCCACACGUGAUCACACAGAGACGCUGACACGUUAUGUUUCUCUCAAGAAUGCUCCUUGCAGGACAGACCCAAUCCAGACUUUAAAGAAGUUCAGAGCCCCACGCACACACAGUUAGCCCCUUUCCCUGCUUCAUUCGUCCUCCACCAGCUCUCCGUCCACAGCCUCUCUCUCCCCAGGGCUGCGCGACCGCCUCGUUCUGAGGCUUUCCUGGAAGACUGGAACUGAAUCAGCCACAAAAGCUUCUGGACUUUCUCCCAGUUGCCUUUCUGCUCUCUCCUAUUUGAUUUGGUUUUGAAACCCUAUUCUCUCCUUUUGUCCACGACUAGGCUCUGAUUUCAUGUGACGUUUGUGACCUGAGUCUGUUGUUCCUUCGCUCCUCUGUCCAGUCUUCCCUGUGGCUCCUUCCUCAGUCUCUCCAUCACUUAGCUAUUUCGCUGAUUUUCCAGACACCCUUACCUCAUUGUUCUUCUUACAUAAAACCCAUGAAAGAGAGAAAUAAUAAAAGGCCAUUCCCCUAUCGUCAUAUUUUCAAGACUCCCCAUGACUCUCUUCAUUUUAUAACUGCCAGCUAUUUACUAAUCGGUUUAGAGUAGUCAGAUUCCCAUGUUCCGUAUUAAACACAUAGGUUCCCUUCCUGAGCACUACAUAUGGCCCUCCUUUGUUCUUUUCACCUAAUAUAAUGCUUUUGAAUAUGUUGAAGUCGCUUAACAAGGUUAUUAAAUAAAAAUAUAAAGCAGUGUU